This is a messenger RNA of Mycena citricolor, 411 nucleotides long. The record is from the annotation of a GenBank genome assembly. Lineage: Eukaryota; Fungi; Basidiomycota; Agaricomycetes; Agaricales; Mycenaceae.
GCAGAUUACUAUGCGGUAGGGGUAGAUGUCCCGAUAUUUCUUCAAUAUGCCGUUCAGAUCCUGUAGCUGAGCAAAUGAUUUAGGAAUCCCAAGUUUGGGCCGAUCCUCUCUGAGAACAGUAAGGUCCGGUGCGAUGUAUGAACUCGGAAUGCGCACUCAUCCAGCGUGGGCAAUGCCACCCACAGUAUGCUUCCCAGAACUACGGUGCUGACAAUGAACACCGCUGCCAUCUUGAGGGUUGCAUUCAGAACAAGCCUUCUCGAUGAGGGCCGUCGGGCGGGUCCUGACCGAAGGAUGCCUUUGGGCAAAUGUCGACCCGCACCGGGUACAUCCCGCAGAGUGUAUUCACUGGCAUUGGCGUGCUGGAGGCUCAGAGGGGUAGGAACAGGUCGAACGGGCAUUGAUCCGACA